This is a messenger RNA of Lutra lutra (Eurasian river otter), 1048 nucleotides long. It is a transcript of the gene HOPX, whose product is annotated as HOP homeobox. The transcript is spliced from 2 exons. Gene Ontology annotation, molecular function: DNA binding. NCBI's taxonomy places the organism in Eukaryota, Metazoa, Chordata, Mammalia, Carnivora, Mustelidae. Gene Ontology annotation, cellular component: nucleus. The record is from RefSeq and is a predicted model, not a curated record. Bases 234 to 455 code for a protein of 73 amino acids. Gene Ontology annotation, biological process: cell differentiation; regulation of transcription by RNA polymerase II.
CCCAGUCCCGGGCAGGCCCCGAGGCCCGGAGACGCGCGGCUCAGCCGGCGGACCCUGGGGAGGCUCGGCCGGGAGGGACCGGCAGCCGCCGGGGACUCGCGCGACCGUGCGCCCGCGGGAGAGGCGGCCCCGCACCCCGAGGUGCCCGGCCGGCCGCGCCCCGGAUCUCCGUCCUCGCCCGCCGCCGCGCUCACCGCAGCCGCUGCUUUCCUCCCCGCAGCCGCGGCGAGACCAUGUCGGCGGAGACCUCGAGCGGCCCCACGGAGGACCAGGUGGAGAUCCUGGAGUACAACUUCAACAAGGUUAACAAGCACCCGGACCCCACCACGCUGUGCCUCAUCGCGGCCGAGGCCGGCCUUUCCGAGGAGGAGACCCAGAAAUGGUUUAAGCAGCGUCUGGCUCAGUGGCGGCGAUCGGAAGGCCUGCCCUCAGAGUGCAGAUCCGUGACAGACUGAGGAGAGGGUGGGCACUGGCAGCUGCCCUCCAUGAAGACCAUCCGCCGUUUCUCUCCUCGGCUUAACCCAGCUUUUUGGUUUUUCAGUGUAGUGCUGUGUGUUCCAUUGUUAGCUGUCCUGCUAUUUAACACAACAUUGUAUUUUUUUAAUGUACAUAACCAGAAAAGAAAGUAACCCUAGGCAACUCCAUGUAGCUUCUGUGUAAAGCAGUGGCUUGGCUGGGAAGUGGUGGGGCUUGCAUUUCCUUUUGGUUCUUGAUAACAGAUGGUGUGAAAAUCAUCUAAGUUUGCCUUUUACCAUCACCUCCCAGUACCAAUUUAUUUUUACCAUCCAUUUCAGAGUAGGCAAGGCCUCUGCUGAAAACGUAACAUGAGGAAAACAACUUAGGGAAGUAGAGUCAGAAGGAAAUGCUUCCUCCCUCAUGUUAUGUUUAUGAAAAAACCCAGUCAGGCUGGGAGACAGAAAACCAAGUAACAGGGAAAAGAUCCACAGAAGUCUUCGAUUUACCUUAUUUAAAUGUAUUUGUUAAAUUUAUUUUACUAAACAAAGUGAACUGCUUUUUGUCUCUGAAAUAUUCUAAAUAAAAACUUUUU